GGCAAAGGAAAAAAAAUCUUGGAACUAAACUCUUCUACAAACUGUAAUCUCAUUCUCAGAUCUAAACCUCAAUUAUUUAAAACCCUUAAUUAUUUUUCGUUCUCAACUGAUUAAAGAAUUAAUUCCAGUCUUUUAUAAUUUUAAUCCUUACAUUCUCUGCUUCUCUUUCUUUCUUCUCUCUGCUACAAAACCCUAAUUUCAACCAAAUUUCUCUUCAUCUUCUUCUUCUUGUUCACUCAGAUUUGAUUUAGAAGAAUAGAGAGAAAGAUGAAAGAUAAAUCAGUAAAGUCAGUAAGUCAUCAGCAUCAAGCACCUUUCAAUUUCGGUAAAUUGUUCGAUCCUGAAGCUUCCUGGGAUAAGGAUCAAUUGGGAGAUGUAUUACAUUGGAUAAGACAAGUUGUUGGUCUGAUAUGUGGAUUGUUAUGGGGUACCGUUCCUGUUGUUGGUGCCAUAUGGAUUGUUGUGUUCCUUGUGAUAUCUUCAGGGAUUGUAUACGCGUAUUAUUCUGUAAUACUAAAAGUCGAUGAAGAAGAAUUUGGGGGUCAUGGUGCUCUCUUGCAAGAAGGACUCUUUGCUUCAAUAACUCUUUUUCUGCUUGCUUGGAUUAUAGUAUACAGUUUGGCGCACUUCUGAUGGGGGCUUAGCUUAGCUUUAGUGAGAGAGUUGAAAUCCUCUUUUUUUCUACCUAGAUUUUUUUUUUAUAUAUUUUUUAACUUCCAUCGAGGAGCGUAUGAAUGAUAAUUGAUUUGCUCCAGCUGAAUACCCUUGUCAUGAGGGAGAAAAAUUAGAUUGUGUUGCAUAAUAGUCUUGUCAGCAAGCCGUGUUCAUUGUUUCCAUUGUAUUUCAUUGUCUGAUGCAAAAGAAAGAAAACUGGGUCACUUCUGUGCGCUCUGGCAUGUUUGAUGGGAUUCAUAGCUAAUUUUAAGGGUUGAUGCUUUGAGAUAA
Molecule: messenger RNA, 945 nt
Organism: Papaver somniferum (opium poppy)
Lineage: Eukaryota; Viridiplantae; Streptophyta; Magnoliopsida; Ranunculales; Papaveraceae
Exons: 4
Coding region: 268-633 (121 amino acids)
Biological process (GO): mitochondrial respirasome assembly
Source: RefSeq, a predicted model, not a curated record